Saccostrea echinata is the source of this 927-nucleotide messenger RNA. RefSeq lists its product as uncharacterized. The record is from RefSeq and is a predicted model, not a curated record. The transcript has a single exon. The coding region runs from base 1 to 927 and encodes 308 amino acids. NCBI's taxonomy places the organism in Eukaryota, Metazoa, Mollusca, Bivalvia, Ostreida, Ostreidae.
AUGCCUGACCUGUCAGAACCAAAACUACCAGUAUUCUCACAAGGAACUCUAAAUGAAGAAGAAAUAGCUAAACAAUUUGGCAAAAUUAGAAUACAUUCAUCUGAAGAUAUAAAGAUGUCUUUUUCCGUCGAAAAAGUAAAUGAGGUAGCUAUUCAUGAUUUUAAUAUUUUUCAUUUAUCCCUUUUACCACCUGAUAAAUUUUGGGCAUGUGAUAACAGAGGGAACCUCAUUAAGUGCGAAAUGGAAGAACGUAUUUUAAGGAAAAUAUCCACCAAUACAGGGGCUAAUCUCUGUUACCACACAGUUACAAGAGAAGGAGAACUACUUUUCACAGAUAUUUUGAAGAGAGCCAUCUACAAAGUAAAUGUUGACAUGAACGCCAACAAACUAAUGAGCACAGGGGACUGGGUUCCAGUGGCCAUACACUCCUCGAUAAUCAACGGACACAUAUUGGUUGUGAUGUGGAAAAAUACAUAUAUGAAAGUAACCAGAUACAAUAGAGAAGGGAAAACGCUACAAUACAUCCAGAGGGAUGUUACAGGAAAGGAUCUAUACUUAGGUGUUGCCUACAUCACAGAGAAUUUCAACGGGGACAUCUGUACCUCAGACUAUGUUGCCAAUAAGGUGGUUGUAGUGACUAAAUUAGGACGGUACAGGUUCUCUUACUCUGGUAAGCAGUCCCAGGAUAGAUUCUGUCCGAAUGGAAUCUGUACAGACGUUAUGGGACACAUUUUAGUGUCUGAUGGCUAUGUGGAUUCUCAUUCCUCCAGUGUCCAUCUGCUGGACAUGGAUGGACAUUUUCUGUCUUUUCUACUCACACAAGAUCAAUGUCCGCCGUAUCCCUGUGCUCUCUGUAUUGAUUAUCAUAACAAUCUCUGGAUUCGGAGUUUGAACAGUUCUACUGUCGCUGUAUUCAAGUACAUGUAG